AUGACGACAUCUUCUCUGCAACCUGGGUCCACCAGAAGUAGGCCCAAAUGGGAUGAAGCAAUACCACCCGUUUUGCGGCCUCUACUUCGUGCUUAUGCACUCGGAUACGCGUCGGUGGUCGCGCCGAGGCUCCUCACGCUGGUACUGCAACUUGUCACUAGGAGGAGCAGGGAUGCCAGCAACACCACCAUCCCCAAACUACCCCGCGAGUCUUUCCUGGUAUCCCUGCGACGCAUCCUUCGCGGUGGGCUGGCAUUGCAACGAUUCCCUACGUUCUGCGCUGCUCUCGUAGGAGGCAGUACCUUGUUAGAUGUGCUCUCAAGAUUCCAAAUUUUUAUUUCGAUACUAUCCUUCGAGAUCAUCAUUAACGGGCGUCAUAGGCUCUCGAGAUGGAUUGCAACUUUCGUCGCGGCUUGUUUAGGUCUUAAGUUGCUGCAAUCGAGGCGGAGUGAACGAUUCGAAGAGACAAAUCCUGUCAAAUCAGAGCUAACUCCGGGAACUAUACAUCAUACUACUAGGUACGCUGGCCGUACGCUAGACCUGUCGCUAUUUGCCGUCACGCGGGCCCUCGAUGUCAUUGUGGGCGGAUUGUGGGCACGAAGACGUGGUCGUCGGUUGGCCUCUGGACGAUGGACGAGAGUCGAAUCGGCCAUAUCCAACCUGACGGAUCCAGCCAUAUUCGCAAUAUCAUGUUCGCUUAUAAUGUGGGCUUGGGUAUACUCCCCUUCGAGUUUGCCCAGAGCGUACGACAAAUGGAUUAGCUCAGCCGCCGCCGUAGAUACCCGUCUUAUCGAGGCGCUGAAGCGCUUUCGAACAGGCGAGAUACGGUACCAGGAGGAUACCGGCCAAGCACCACUUCUACAGGGCAUGUGCCUAGAGUAUAAGUGGCCGCUCCAAUGGGGCGACCCAGCAAAGGCCAUCCCUUUCCCCUGCGAAAUUGUCCACAUGGGAUGCGGACCUUCAUGCGAAUACCAUGCUCUUUCGAGAUGCUACCGCUCUUGCAAAUGGUCCAUGGCCAUGUACCUGCCGCUGAACCUGCUCCUCGUGGUACGGCAUCCCAACGCGAAAGGUCUCAAGACGGCCCUCUUAUCGGCGUGUAGAUCGUCCGCAUUUUUGGGAUCGUUCAUCAUGCUCUUCUACUAUGGCGUUUGUCUAGCCCGGACACGGGUCGGUCCUCAUUUAAUCGGCAGGAACAGUACUGCAUGUAAUAAGAUCGAUGACGGCAUAUGUGUAGGAUCUGGCUGUUUCCUUUGCGGAUGGAGUAUUCUACUCGAGGCUGCGGGCCGGCGGAAGGACAUGGCGCUCUUCGUUGCACCUCGGGCCAUGGCUACGGUGCUUCCAAGGCGGUACGCAUGGGAUAAGCAGUGGCGCGAGACGGUCGUGUUUGCUGCCAGUACUGCGGUUGUUUUCACUUGCGCUUUGGAAGAUCGGAAAAGGGUCCGGGGGGUACUGGGGAAUGUGCUUGGGACCGUUUUAGAGGCAUAA
This is a messenger RNA of Pseudomassariella vexata, 1485 nucleotides long. RefSeq lists its product as uncharacterized. The record is from RefSeq and is a predicted model, not a curated record. The transcript has 3 exons. Bases 1 to 1485 code for a protein of 494 amino acids. Lineage: Eukaryota; Fungi; Ascomycota; Sordariomycetes; Amphisphaeriales; Pseudomassariaceae.